AGCUUAGCUUAGCUUAGCUACCUUUAGGCCCUACUACUGUACUGUAGUUUAAGUGAAGUGCUUGACUGCUUGACUGUUUGACUGUUUGACUGUUUGAGCUAGACUGAUUGCCCCCUGGUGCACUGGUGCAGAUGAGCGAGAUAGGAUAGGAUAGCGGGGUUGUUUGGCUUCAGCUUGGUAUUUAAACCCCUCAGGACCCCUCUCCCCUCGUUCCUUCCCCUCCAUCCAUAAAGUAUCCUUCCGUCUAAACUUCACGUCGUCUAAUUUCACGCCUACCAAACUUUUCAAUAAUCAAUUCUUCUCUUCACAACCAAAGCAAAGCAACCAUGGAUUUCCUCAAGAAAGGCGCAGAAAUGCUCAACAAGAACAAGGCUGGUGGUAGCAAUCAGCAGACUCAAGGCGGUGCCGGUGCCGUCGGUGGUGCGCCUGCUGCUGGUGGGGCACCAGCUCAGGGUCAGGCAGGGGGGUCGGGGGCUGCUGCGGGGGGUCAGGAUUAUGGUGAUAAGGCAUUCGACUUCCUCGCUAAGAAAUCUGGAUAUAAGGUUGACCCCGCGACUGGCGAGAAGAUCACCGAUGGUGCCCGUGGCUUGUACGAGAAGCAGACUGGGAAGAAACUUGAUCCUAAGUGGUCGAACUAAGUCUCACUACCCAAUAUGGAUGACAAUGUUUGGGAAGGAUUUGGGAGGAGUUUUUUCGGAUAACGACAGGAGGGAGGGAUAUUGUCAUGAUAAUUACGACAGGAGAGAAUAGGAUAGG
Molecule: messenger RNA, 756 nt
Organism: Cadophora gregata
Lineage: Eukaryota; Fungi; Ascomycota; Leotiomycetes; Helotiales; Ploettnerulaceae
Exons: 3
Coding region: 327-638 (103 amino acids)
Source: RefSeq, a predicted model, not a curated record